Penicillium daleae is the source of this 1323-nucleotide messenger RNA. RefSeq lists its product as uncharacterized. The record is from RefSeq and is a predicted model, not a curated record. Bases 1 to 1323 code for a protein of 440 amino acids. NCBI's taxonomy places the organism in Eukaryota, Fungi, Ascomycota, Eurotiomycetes, Eurotiales, Aspergillaceae. Gene Ontology annotation, molecular function: phosphotransferase activity, alcohol group as acceptor; ATP binding. Gene Ontology annotation, biological process: peptidoglycan turnover; amino sugar metabolic process. The transcript is spliced from 3 exons.
AUGGGCUCGACCGUGGUCAACGGCGCUGCCGGCUAUGCCUUGGAUCUGACCGUCCUUGGUCUGAACAGCGGGACGUCGAUGGAUGGCAUCGACUGUGCCCUUUGCCGCUUCCGCCAGGAGACUCCCGAGUCGCCGAUGCACUUUGAGCUGCUGAAGUAUGGAGAGAUCCCGCUAGAGCCGGUGAUCAAGAAACGGGUGAUGAACAUGAUCCUGCACAACCAAACCUCGCCGUCUGAGUUGUCAGAAGUCAACGUAAUCCUGGGCGAGACGUUUGCGUCGGCAGUGUACCAAUUCUGCAAGGACUACCAUAUCGACAUUGACUCGAUUGAUGUGUUAGGCUCCCACGGCCAGACGAUCUGGCUGCUCUCUAUGCCCCAGCCAGGCGAGACUCGGAGCGCAUUGACGAUGGCCGAGGGAUCAUUCCUGGCCUCACGCACUGGUAUUACCUCAGUGACAGACUUCCGCGUAAGCGACCAAGCUGCUGGGCGCCAGGGCGCUCCACUGAUUGCCUUUUUUGACGCGCUACUACUGCACCACCCGACCAAGUUGCGUGCCUGCCAGAACAUCGGCGGUAUCGCUAACGUGUGCUUUAUCCCCCCAGAUAACUACGGCGGCGUGAACGAAUGUUACGACUUUGAUACCGGCCCAGGCAAUGUGUUUAUCGAUGCCGCGGUGCGCUAUUACACUAACGGGGAGCGCGAGUAUGACAAAGAUGGCGAGAUGGGCGCCCGUGGUAUAGUUGACCAGGAGCUCGUCGACGACUUUUUACGCCACCCGUACUUUGCCCUAGAUCCGCCUAAAACUACGGGCCGCGAGGUUUUUCGGGACACACUCGCACAUGAACUUAUCACUAAGGCUGAGGCUAAGGGUCUUAGUCCUGACGACGUCGUUGCCACUAUUACCCGUGUCACGGCCCAGGCUAUUGUGGAUCACUACCGUCGCUAUGCCCCGAAAGACCUCGAGAUUGCGGAGAUCUUUAUGUGCGGCGGCGGCGCGUAUAACCCUAACAUCACGUCAUUUAUCCAGAAGCACUAUCCUAGCGCGCGCAUUAUGAUGCUGGAUGAUGCCGGUAUUCCCGCUGGCGCCAAGGAGGCUAUCACCUUCGCCUGGCAGGGUAUGGAGGCCGUGGUGGGCCGCUCCAUUCCUAUCCCCACACGUGUCGAGAAUAGUCAAGAAUAUGUGCUUGGGAAGGUGUCUCCUGGCAAGAACUACCGCAAGGUUAUGCGCCAAGGUAUACUUUUCGGUGCUGGUCGCGAUCAUCUCCCCCCGGUGAAAGAGCUGGUCAACUAUGUCGACGGCAAGGUUUUCAACAACAAGUGGUAA